CUCACGCAGGUAUUCUUCCUCCCUCUCACAUUCCGGAGGCGUCGUCCCGUCUCCCUCUUCCUCUUCCUCUUCCUCUUCUUCUUCGUCUUGCUCUCUAUUCGGUGUUACCUUUCUCUAUUUUACUUUCCCAUCGCUCUCUCUGUUAGGGCUUGCGAACUGAAUCUCCCGUCUUCUUCGCUGCUGAAAUCAACCAUCAAAAUCCUCUAUAAAUAGGGGAAGAUUCUCUCUCGGUUUAGAGUUCUCCUACUUCUCAGAAAAUAUUUUUCUCCCGUAUUUGAUUGAAGCUCUUCAAAUCCCCUAAGUGUAAACCCGCAGGCUAAACAAAACGAAAUAGUCAGUUCAGAAAACAAGGAAGAGCGGAGAGAGAAAGCAUAGCAGUGAAUAGCUGUAGACAGAAAUAAUGGCGGCCAAACUUAUGGAUUUUACAGUGAAGAACCCCUUCAGUUGUGCUUCUCGGACGUCUCAAAAACUUGGAAAAGUGAAGGUUUUCACCAUCAGAUGCUCUGUUUCUGUCUCUCCGGGCACCACGACCGUCUCUGGCUCAGGGCAAAGACCAUGGAAGAUGGCUGAUGCUAGACUUGUACUUCAAGAUGGUUCUAUAUGGAAGGCCAAGUCAUUUGGGGCUACAGGAACCCAAGUUGGUGAAGUGGUGUUCAACACAUCUUUGACAGGGUACCAGGAAAUUCUUACUGACCCUAGUUAUGCUGGCCAAUUUGUGUUGAUGACAAACCCACAUAUUGGCAAUACUGGUGUUAAUUUGGAUGAUGAAGAAUCAAGGCAAUGCUUCCUUGCUGGUUUGGUGAUCAGAAACUUAAGUAUCAGUACCUCAAAUUGGAGAUGCGGACGAACUCUUGGUGAUUAUUUACAAGAAAGGAACAUUAUGGGUAUAUAUGAUGUGGACACUCGUGCAAUCACACGCAGAUUGAGAGAAAAUGGAAGCCUCAUAGGUGUACUGAGCACAGAAGAUUCCAAAACUGAUGAGGAUCUAUUGGAAAUGUCCCGUACUUGGAAUAUAGUUGGUGUUGAUUUGAUUAGUGGUGUCUCCUGCAAUGCCCCAUAUGAAUGGCUUGAGAAAACAGAUCCAGAAUGGGAAUUCAUAACCAAUGGAAGAGCUGGGGAGAAUCUUCAUGUUGUCGCAUAUGAUUUUGGAAUCAAGCAUAAUAUACUGAGGCGUUUGGCAUCUCAAGGAUGCAAAAUCACAGUUGUCCCUUCAACUUGGCCAGCUUCAGAAACUCUUAAACUGCGUCCAGAUGGAGUCCUCUUCAGCAAUGGACCAGGAGACCCAUCUGCAGUUCCUUAUGCUGUUGAAACGGUGAAGGAAAUUGUGGGAAAGGUCCCUGUAUUUGGAAUUUGCAUGGGCCAUCAGUUACUUGGUCUGGCAUUGGAUGGUAAAACUUUUAAAAUGAAGUUUGGUCACCAUGGAGGAAACCACCCGGUACGCAACCUCCGGAAUGGUUGUGUUGAGAUUAGUGCUCAGAAUCAUAACUAUGCCGUUGAUCCUGCAUCUCUUCCUGAGGGUGUGGAAGUGACUCAUAUCAAUCUGAAUGAUGGAAGUUGUGCUGGUCUUGCUUUCCCUGCAUUGAGAGUCAUGAGCCUUCAGUACCACCCAGAAGCAUCUCCAGGGCCUCAUGAUUCAGAUCCUGCUUUUUCAGAAUUCAUAGAACUGAUGAGAAAAGAAAAAUAAAAUGUCAUGACAUCUGCACGAGUCUUAUGCACUGCAGGCAAAGGUAACAUUGAUGGUUUUUGUUCCAUGGUUAGGAUGUCUCUCAUUUCUUUUUUUUUGCAUAUCGUUCUUUGUUAUUUGUCUUCUUCCCUUUUGGGCUUGUGUCAUCAACUUAUGUUUAUUAGAAAACUUUUGAGCGUCUCUUGGGACUAAGGAAAUAAUAAAAGCAAUUCAAAUAUUUACUUA
This is a messenger RNA of Macadamia integrifolia, 1909 nucleotides long. RefSeq names its product carbamoyl-phosphate synthase small chain, chloroplastic-like. Gene Ontology annotation, cellular component: carbamoyl-phosphate synthase complex; cytoplasm. Bases 401 to 1684 code for a protein of 427 amino acids. The record is from RefSeq and is a predicted model, not a curated record. The transcript is spliced from 11 exons. NCBI's taxonomy places the organism in Eukaryota, Viridiplantae, Streptophyta, Magnoliopsida, Proteales, Proteaceae. Gene Ontology annotation, biological process: 'de novo' pyrimidine nucleobase biosynthetic process; L-glutamine metabolic process; L-arginine biosynthetic process. Gene Ontology annotation, molecular function: carbamoyl-phosphate synthase (glutamine-hydrolyzing) activity.